Molecule: messenger RNA, 1584 nt
Organism: Fusarium sp. VM40
Lineage: Eukaryota; Fungi; Ascomycota; Sordariomycetes; Hypocreales; Nectriaceae
Source: the annotation of a GenBank genome assembly
AUGGCUCACCUUUCAACACCAGACUCCAAGGAGAUGGGCAAGGCGCCUGGGGACGACGUCGAGAACUACCACUACCAGCCCGAGAGCCAUGGCCGGCCCACGCAGUCGGAUCUGCUGCAGCGGUCGCUGUCGGCGCGCCAGGUGCAGAUGAUUGCCAUCGGAGGCACAAUUGGCACGGGUCUCUUUCUCGGCACCGGCAAGUCGCUCGCCACGGGCGGUCCGGCCUCGAUUCUGAUUGCCUAUUCCAUUGUGGGAGGGAUUGUCUUUACGACCAUGUUGGCGCUGGGUGAGAUGGCGGCCUUUAUACCCGUUGCUGGAAGUUUCUGUACUUUUGCCGGUCGCUUUGUUGAUGAUGCUUUUGGAUUUGCUCUUACAUGGAAUUACUGGUUCAACGACGCCGUCUCCACAGCCUCUGACCUUGUCGCUCUGCAACUCAUCCUCCAGUACUGGACCGACAACUUCCCAGGAUGGGCGCUGAGUCUCAUUUUCUGGGUCGUGCUCAUCGGCGUCAACAUCAUCUCGGUGCGAGCCUACGGUGAGCUCGAGUACUGGCUCAGUCUGCUCAAGGUGAUCACGAUUGUCGUGUUCAUCGUCAUGGGCAUUGUGGUCAACUGUGGUGGAAAUUCCACGGGGGAGUACAUUGGUGGUAAAUACUGGCAUUUGCCCGGUGCGCCUUUUGUGGGCGGCAUUGGUGGUUUUGCCUCUGUUUUUGUCACUGCUUCUUUUGCCUACGGUGGAACGGAGAGUAUUGCCAUCACGGCUGGUGAGACCAAGGAUCCCACCAAGAACAUCCCCAAAGUCGUCAAGAACGUCUUUUGCAUCCUCUCAAUUCUUCUAAUUGGUCUCAACGUGCCAUACAACUACCCCGAUCUCGAUUCCAAGGAAACCCGCACGUCGCCUUUCACCCUCGUCUUUGAGAUGACAGGCGCCAAAGCUGCCGGAAGUGUCAUCAACGCCGUCAUUCUCACCAGUGUUCUCUCCGCCGGAAACCACGCUCUUUUCGCCGGCGUGAGACUCAUGUACACUCUUGCUCACGAGGGUCAUGCGCCCAAGGUCUUUGGCAAGCUCAACAGGAACAGAGUACCCUGGGUUGCUGUCCUGGCGACUGGUUUUGUGGCUGGUCUCUGCUUUGGUUCGAGUUUCAUCGGAGCGGGACAAUUGUGGUCUUGGCUUCAAAACAUCGUCGGUGUAUCUAACCAACUGAGCUGGAUCUCAAUCGGCAUCACAUCAAUCCGCUUCCGCCAAGCCCUCGCCCUACAGGGCAAGACACACCUCCUACCCUUCAAGAACUGGACGUACCCCUACGGCCCGUGGAUCUGCGUCAUCCUCAACAGCUUCCUCGUUCUCGUGCAGGGAUGGAGCUGCUUCAGUCCCAAAUUCGACGGCGUCAGCUUUGUCAGCUUCUACGUCGAGCUGCCUGUCAUGCUCAUCAUGUAUGUGGCGUGGAAGCUCAUCAAGAAGACCAAGAUUGUCAAGCUGAGUGAGAUGGAUCUCGAGACUGAUGUAUAUACGGUUGAGGAGAAGGUAGCGGAAGAGACAGGGUGGAAGGUGAAGGUCAAGAAUGUUGUUACGUGGUUGUUCUGA